This is a messenger RNA of Chironomus riparius, 1258 nucleotides long. The record is from the annotation of a GenBank genome assembly. Lineage: Eukaryota; Metazoa; Arthropoda; Insecta; Diptera; Chironomidae.
UUCGCGUAAAGUGUUGAGUUAAAGUUAAGUUUAUUGAUUUUCGCUUUUCAUAUUUUUGAGCUUCAAAAAAAAUUUAUUUCCCGACGACGACAACGAAGAACACAAAGGGUAAAUAAAAAGACAGCGACUUGCAGAGACUUUUUUUCUUCAUCCUUCGCAUCUUCUUCUCAUAUUAUUCGAGUCUCGAGUAAUAGAAAAUAAAUCAGAUUUCUUUGUAUGAAGGAGCAAGAAAAAAGCGACAUAAAAGAUGAUUUAUUACGAUGAGAGACAUGCUGUACACCAAGAAGGGUGCCUGUCCUUGAGCUGUAGUGGCAAAUUUAUUGCCUUUAUUGAGCUAUUGUUUUAUGUUUUCACAUUUUUCUCACUUAAAAAUUAUCUUAAUUUGGAACAAGCAGUAAUUCUCACACUGAUUCUCACAAUCUUAUCAAUGAUGGCUCUGGCAUUGUUUGUUGGUUCAAGUUUACACGACCGAAUGUACAUCUUGCCCUGGAUGUGGACUAAAUAUUCACUUGUCUUUCUUCAAAUAAUACGAUUUAUUUAUCUCGUGAUUGAACUUGCUGGAACUGAGAAAAAUCCUGCGGGAAUUUCGCCUAUUUUUGAGUUGCUGUUUUUAGGCUACAACGUCUUCGCACUUAGCAUAAUACUUGAACUUAUUGAGGAAAUUGAGCCGUAUACAUUUAAGAGAUUUCAGUACUUGAGGGUAUAAGACACGCAUACACGCAAACAGUUCUGCUGUACAUCCCUCCGCUCCAUAUCUUCAUGCUAAUGUAUCAUCGUGCUAGUACAAGGAUAUUCCCAUGUCUUAAGACACAAGGAAGGAAAUACAUCAAGUAAAAAAAAUUCAGUUCACUGAUAACGUAAUGUUCACUCACUUCCAUUACAUGAAUUUAAGAGGUGCUUAAAAAUUAGGUCAUAAGGAAGGAAAUUGGCAAGACUUGCAAUGUAAUACGCAGAAAAAAAUUUACAUUUUAAUAUCAAUGAAUGAAAUUUAUUUUGAUUACAUUUUUUCUCUCCCUGCUCUUCCUCCUGCCCUCGUACCUCGCUGCAUUAAAUUUAAUAUUUUUGCAAUUCAAAUUUUCAUUUUAUUUUCUUGUUUUCCUUGUGCCGCGUUCCUGCUUUCCAUUCUCAUUUAUAUUUGAGUGAUUGCAUUAUAAAUUAUAUUGUGUGAAAUGGAAAUUAUAUCAUCAAUCUAGCGAACAUCAUAUCAUUUUUUUCUGUUAUUUCAUUUGAGGAUGUAUUGUAGAUAUUUUGUUGUGAG